Molecule: messenger RNA, 564 nt
Organism: Paecilomyces variotii
Lineage: Eukaryota; Fungi; Ascomycota; Eurotiomycetes; Eurotiales; Thermoascaceae
Product: Rheb small monomeric GTPase RhbA
Exons: 4
Coding region: 1-564 (187 amino acids)
Biological process (GO): small GTPase-mediated signal transduction
Cellular component (GO): plasma membrane
Molecular function (GO): GDP binding; GTP binding; GTPase activity
Source: RefSeq, a predicted model, not a curated record
AUGCCUGCGCCUCCUAAGCAGCGCAAGAUCGCCAUCGUCGGCAGUCGUUCGGUAGGAAAGUCUUCCCUCACAGUUCGUUUCGUCGAUCACCACUUCGUAGAGAGCUACUAUCCUACAAUCGAGAACACGUUUAGCCGCAUUAUCAAGCACAAGGGACAAGACUAUGCGACGGAGAUUGUGGAUACUGCUGGACAGGAUGAAUACAGCAUUCUAAACUCGAAACAUUUUAUUGGAAUUCAUGGAUACAUGAUUGUAUACUCAGUGGCAUCUCGGCAGUCAUUUGAUAUGGUCAGGGUUAUUCGUGACAAGAUACUGAACCAUCUGGGUGCCGAUUGGGUGCCUCUAGUAGUAGUUGGUAAUAAGAGCGAUCUGAAACCCGAGCAACGACAAGUGACAACGGAAGAGGGCCGGCGCCUGGAAGAAGAAUUCAAAUGUGCUUUCACUGAGGCAAGCGCCCGGCUCGAUUACAAUGUCGCGAAGGCUUUCGACUUAAUGAUCGGGGAGAUUGAGAAAGCACAGAAUCCGUCUCAGCCAGCCGGCAAUAGCAAAUGCAUACUCAUGUGA